This is a messenger RNA of Molossus molossus (Pallas's mastiff bat), 1712 nucleotides long. RefSeq names its product dipeptidyl peptidase 7 (gene DPP7). The record is from RefSeq and is a predicted model, not a curated record. Gene Ontology annotation, biological process: proteolysis. The transcript is spliced from 13 exons. Gene Ontology annotation, cellular component: vesicle. Gene Ontology annotation, molecular function: serine-type exopeptidase activity; dipeptidyl-peptidase activity. NCBI's taxonomy places the organism in Eukaryota, Metazoa, Chordata, Mammalia, Chiroptera, Molossidae. Bases 34 to 1545 code for a protein of 503 amino acids.
GUCACGUGACACGCUCACAACCUUCAGACAGACAUGAGGCCCCGGUCUCUGGCCGACCUGCCCUGCGCCCUGGGCCUGCUGCUGGCCCUGGGGCUCUGCAGCCAGGAGCUGGGGGGCCACGCAGCCCUGGACCCCGACUUCCGGGAGCGUUACUUCGACCAGCUCCUAGACCAUUUCAACUUUGAGAGGUUCGGCAACAAGACCUUCCGGCAGCGAUUCCUGGUGUCAGAGAAGUUCUGGAAAAGGGGUGAGGGGCCCCUGUUCUUCUACACGGGCAACGAGGGGGACGUGUGGUCCUUCGCCAACAACUCGGGGUUCAUCCUGGAGCUGGCGGCAGAGCAGGCAGCCCUGGUCGUCUUUGCGGAGCACCGGUACUACGGAAAGUCCCUCCCGUUCGGCGAGCGGUCCACGCAGCGCGGGCACCUGGAGCUGCUGACCGUGGAGCAGGCCCUGGCCGACUUCGCCAGCCUGCUGCAGUGGCUGCGGCAGGACCUCAAGGCCCAGGACAUCCCUGCCAUCGCCUUCGGUGGGAGCUAUGGGGGGAUGCUCAGCGCUUACAUGAGAAUGAAGUACCCCCACCUGGUGGCUGGGGCGCUGGCAGCCAGCGCACCUGUGGUAUCCGUGGCGGGCUUUGGCGACUCCUACCAGUUCUUCCGGGAUGUCUCGGCGGACUUUGAGGGCCAGGGUCCCAAGUGUGCCCAGGGCGUGCGGGAUGCCUUCCAGCAGAUCAAGGACUUGUUCCUACAGGGAGCAUACACCAUGAUCAGCCAGAUGUUUGGCACCUGCAAGCCGCUCUCGGGGUGGAAGGACUUGGUCCAGCUCUUCGGGUUUGCCCGGAACGCCUUCACUGUGCUGGCCAUGAUGGACUACCCGUACCCCACCGACUUCAUAGUGGGCCUUCCUGCCAACCCUGUCAAGGUGGCCUGUGACCGGCUGCUGAAUGAGAACCAGAGAAUCAAGGGACUUGGAGCACUGGUGGGGCUAGUGUACAACUCUACGGGCAUGGAGCCCUGCUUUGAUACCUACCUGCUGUACCAGACCUGUGCAGACCCCACAGGCUGUGGCUUGGGCCCCAAUGCCAAGGCCUGGGACUACCAGGCAUGCACGGAGAUCAACCUGACGUUCUCCAGCAACAACGUGACGGACAUCUUCCCUGAGCUGCUGUUCACGGAGGAGCUGCGCCAGCAGUACUGCCUGGACACAUGGGGCGUGUGGCCCCGGCCCGACUGGCUGCGCACCCUCUUCGGGGGGGCCGACCUCAGAGCUGCCAGCAACAUCAUCUUCUCCAACGGUGACCUGGACCCCUGGGCAGGGGGCGGGAUCCAGAGAAACCUGAGUGCAUCGGUCAUUGCUAUCAGUAUCCAAGGGGGAGCACAUCACCUAGACCUCAGAGCACCCAACCCGGCAGAUCCCAUGUCUGUGCUGGAGGCACGCAAGCUGGAAGCCGCCCUCAUCCGCCAAUGGGUCGCAGAGGCUAGGCGCGAGGUAUGGAUGCGGCGAACACAGCACGGUGUCUCCGAGGCUGAGGUGCGCUCAGCCAGCUAGGACCUGAGGGGACCGAGAGGCACAUCUUAGUGACUCCAGGGUGGGGCCGUGCCUGUGUGAGGCGCCAAAAUGAACAGCUGUGGGGCCUGGCCAAGCCCCGUGGGAAGAGGGCAUGGGCACAGUGGACGCAGUGCCCAGCCUUCCCAAUCAGCAACAAUAAAACCACC